Acytostelium subglobosum LB1 is the source of this 813-nucleotide messenger RNA. RefSeq lists its product as hypothetical. Lineage: Eukaryota; Evosea; Eumycetozoa; Acytosteliales; Acytosteliaceae. The transcript is spliced from 4 exons. The record is from RefSeq and is a predicted model, not a curated record. Gene Ontology annotation, cellular component: nucleus. The coding region runs from base 1 to 813 and encodes 270 amino acids. Gene Ontology annotation, biological process: negative regulation of transcription by RNA polymerase III. Gene Ontology annotation, molecular function: RNA polymerase III core binding.
AUGAAAUACUUGGACUCAACGAACCUGAUAGGUCUUAGUACCUAUCUUGAUAGAUUGGACUGCGGAGAUAGUAUAUUGAAUGGUAUUCUGGAGAGUUACAGUUGCAAGUUUGCAGGCUCCGAUAAGAAGUUGUAUAAAUCAUUGGACAAGGAGUUGGAGACACAGUAUAGUUCAAGUCUGGACGCACAUCAUGGUAGUACCAGUGGCAGUAGCGUCAGCAGCAGUACACAGCAUCAUCUCAGCAACCAUUUAUUACAAUCUGCAUCAUUCAGCGAGUCGAAUGUCAACGGCGGUCUAUCUAUCAGUCCUUUUGGUCCGCUGACAUCGAGCGCUGGCAGAAAGACAAUGAUCUACCUCAUCUCGACGUUGAACGCCUGCUUCGUCGACUAUGACUUCUCCAACACACGACCGGAGCAGUUUCGCAAAGAGAGCAAUCUCUCUAUGGUCAUGAACAGCAUCAAUACCACGCUGCAGAGUAUCAUGCCCACCUUUAAGAAUGAGUUACAGGAACGAUUAUGGAGUUCAAUCGACAAUGAGAUUGCCUUGACAAAGACAGAUAUCUACUCUUUCAUUCCAGAGUCACCGGAUCCUUUCACAGAGGCAGGUGUAAUUUGGAGCUUCAAUUACUUCUUCUACAAUCGAACAAUGAAGAGAAUCAUAUUCUUUAGUUGUAGGCUGUUAAACAAAGCAUUGGAGAUGUCAAACAAUAGGGAGAGAAUGACGAUGAGUGCCAGUGAUGAUGAGGAUGAUGUAUUGGACUAUGAUAACGAUGAUUAUAGCAAUGCGGUAGUGGAUGACAUGGAAUUGAACUGA